CACCACCACCACCACCACCACCAGCAGUGUCUUCUUGCAAACUCCACUACUGCUCUCCAGGGACUCCCGGCAUUGAAAGUGAGCAGAAGGGAGCUCUUAGAGAAGUCUCUAGCUGUGGCCCACCAUCACUCCAGACACCCAGAAUCCUCCCUUUACCGCCAUGGGCUGGCUUUUUCUAAAGGUUUUGUUGGUGGGGGUGAGUUUCUCGGGAUGUCUUUAUCCUCUUGUGGAUUUUUGCUUCAGUGGGGAAACAAGAGGCCAGAAACCGAAUUUCGUGAUCAUUUUGGCAGAUGACAUGGGGUGGGGUGACCUGGGAGCAAACUGGGCAGAAACGAAGGACACUGUCAACCUUGAUAAGAUGGCUGCAGAAGGAAUGAGGUUUGUGGAUUUCCACGCAGCUGCCUCCACCUGCUCGCCCUCCCGGGCCUCCCUGCUCACCGGUCGGCUGGGCCUCCGCCAUGGAGUCACCCACAACUUUGCAGUCACCUCUGUGGGCGGCCUUCCACUCAACGAGACCACCUUGGCCGAGGUGCUGCAGCAGGCUGGCUAUGUCACUGCAAUGAUAGGCAAAUGGCAUCUUGGGCACCACGGCUCUUAUCACCCCAACUUCCGUGGUUUUGAUUACUACUUUGGAAUCCCAUACAGUCAUGAUAUGGGCUGCACGGAUACCCCCGGCUACAACCACCCUCCUUGUCUGGCAUGUCCACGGGGUGAUAGACCACUCAGGAACCUUGAGAGGGACUGUUACAAUGAUGUGGCCCUUCCUCUGUAUGAAAACCUCAACAUCGUGGAGCAGCCCGUGAACCUGAGCAGCCUUGCACAGAAGUAUGCCGAGAAAGCUACCCAGUUCAUCCAGCAUGCAAGCGCCAGUGGAAGACCCUUCCUGCUCUACGUGGGCCUGGCCCACAUGCACGUGCCCUUAUCCAGGACCCAGCUAUCAGCAGACGCGCAGGCCCAAGGGCCGUAUGGUGCAGGUCUCCGGGAGAUGGACAGCCUGGUGGGCCAGAUCAAGGGCAAAGUCGACCACACAGCAAAAGAAAACACAUUCCUCUGGUUUACAGGAGACAACGGCCCAUGGGCUCAGAAGUGUGAGCUGGCGGGCAGCGUGGGUCCCUUCACUGGAUCGUGGCAAAGUCAUCAAGGGGGAAGUCCAGCCAAGCAGACCACCUGGGAAGGAGGACACCGGGUCCCGGCUCUGGCCUACUGGCCUGGCAGAGUCCCCAUCAAUGUCACCAGCACUGCUUUGUUAAGUGUGCUGGACAUCUUCCCCACCGUGGUGGCUCUGGCUGGGGCCAGCUUGCCCCGAGACCGGCACUUUGAUGGUCUGGAUGCCUCUGAGGUGCUCUUUGGUGGGUCGAAGACUGGGCACAGGGUGCUGUUACACCCCAACAGUGGGGCAGCAGGAGAGUACGGGGCCCUUCAGACUAUCCGCCUGGAGCGUUACAAGGCCUUCUACACCACUGGUGGAGCCAAAGCCUGUGAUGGGAGCAUUGGGCCCGAGCAGCAUCAUGAUCCUCCUCUUAUUUUUAAUCUAGAAGAUGAUAUUGCAGAAGGUGUGCCUCUAGAAAGAGGCAGUGCCGAAUACCAGCGCAUACUGCCCAAGGUUAGAGAGGUCCUUGCAGACAUCCUUCAAGACAUCACUGCCGACAACAUCUCCAGAGCAGAUUACACUCAGGAUCCUUCAGUAAUUCCCUGCUGCAAUCCCCACCAGACUGCCUGCCGCUGCCAAACCACCCAACAGACCGAUUUUUCCAUGAGCAGAAAGAUCCAGAAAUGAGAUGGGGCAAGUUUACCCCCCAACUUCAGUUUUACCCUCUUUAGAGUUAUGCUUUCAAACUAAGUCUCAGAAUUUUGUUUUGAGGCCACCACUUGGCGCCCCCCAUUGUCCCUUCUGCCUGCUGGCUUGAGAGAUUAGCUGUGCUGAGCUGUAAUGGAAAGCACACGGGCUUUGAGUCAGACCAGGUUCAAGGCCCAGCAUCCAAACCUGGGCAAUUGUUUAACAUAACCUGCAAGCUGAUUUUGAGGAUUACCUAAGGCAGUACAUGAACAUGCCUGGCACGCUGCGUGAAGUAGAGCAGGCAUUCAAUACA
Molecule: messenger RNA, 2090 nt
Organism: Ceratotherium simum simum (southern white rhinoceros)
Lineage: Eukaryota; Metazoa; Chordata; Mammalia; Perissodactyla; Rhinocerotidae
Source: RefSeq, a predicted model, not a curated record